This is a messenger RNA of Osmia bicornis bicornis, 3077 nucleotides long. RefSeq lists its product as uncharacterized. Lineage: Eukaryota; Metazoa; Arthropoda; Insecta; Hymenoptera; Megachilidae. The coding region runs from base 702 to 1421 and encodes 239 amino acids. The record is from RefSeq and is a predicted model, not a curated record. The transcript has 7 exons.
UCUGUCAGCCUACGUUUAAUCUACUUUGACUUAUAUACAACAGUGUUGACUUCGACAAUUCUUGUCAGAUGCAUCGAGUUUGAUUGCUCAGGUUAAGAUAGUUGUCUAUCAUAGGGUGUGUAAUUAUCCGAACCAUCAUUCUCACUCGGAUAUCAGAAGAUUUUAGUGGAAACGCUUGACGAUGGAAUGGAAAAACGCAUUGAAAAAUUGUUUUUAUAUCGUUCUUCGAAUUUCUGCUAUUACUGGGAAGCAGAUAGUAACAAUCUCGUGAAUAUGAAGUUUAUACAGUUGCUAUGACUGGCAAUCAACGAUUUUGUGACUUAUUCGAAGAUAUGCAACCGUUAUCGUUGAUGCUUUUGAUAAAGGGAAGGUUUCUUCGGUACAAUCGUCAAAAUCAACAUUCACAACGGUAAUAAUUGAAUAUUCAGAAGCGAAGAAGAGUAGCAAAAUUUUUAAUAAAAUUAAAAUAUCCAGUGAGUUCGCUAUGUGCAAUUUUUUGUUCCAUAAGAGGUUUUGGACGUAUGAUAAGAAUUUUCUAUUUCUGAUAAAAGUGACAAGUGGCACAAGGUUGUGAAUAAUUGCGGUCAACGAGAAACAGAAAAAUUUAUAAGUGUAUCACUGUGCAGGAAAUAAAAUAAAAGUGUUCGAUUGUUUCAAAGUGUAGACAGAUUUUGUUUUGAUUAAGAGAAACAGGUGCAACGAUGAGCGUGAGAAUUGUCGUUAGCGUAACGGAGAUCGCGGACAUGAAUCCAAAGGAUCGUUACGUAGUCGAAGAGAUAGCUCUCUCCACGGCCACCGAGGAUGUGGGAGAUGGAAUUCAAGGGCACGAUAACGACACGGAGUCCUUGCGAUUCUUGUCCCAUCUUGAUCCACCAGCCGACAGCGUAUACAUGAUAUGCGGGGUGCUGAUCGCGUUGGUGUUAGUAGGGGUCAUCAUCGUCCUACUGGCUGUGACGAUCAGCAAAUUGCGGAAACGAGAGGAUCACUCGAACGCCGUACAUCCGGAACCGGCAGUAGUACAGACAGCUACGACGCCGCCGGUCUCGACGAUCGUCUCAUCCUCUUAUCCUGUCGAGGGUUGUUGCACUCAAACGUCUACGACCACGAUGUCAACGGAUCUGGGGAACAACACAAGCAUCGAACAGGAUACCGUUUACGCUUCGGCCAAUCCGACUGAUCAAUUCGUCUGGCAGUUUCCGCCUCCUUAUCCACCGCCACACACACCGGCGCAGUAUGCGUUGUACAACGACCAGGAUACCCUUGUACACGCAUUACCGUCGGAUAGGUCUGGAUUUGCAAAGGGCUUUCGUAAGAAUAUCGGGGGGCGUUGGCGCCGUUUGGUAAAAAGGAAGCCGGAGUCGGAGACUUGUGCCAUUCCUCCUGAACUAAAGGAUCAGCUAAAGACAAUCUAUGUAUAUUGACACCCGACGUCAUUGUACCGUUGUCUGUAUCUAUAUGCGAACCUUCCACUUAGUAAUCGACGUUCUCCUGCAUGUAAGAUAGGAAUUGUAUUAAACAGAGAAGGAAGAAAGGGUGAAAGAGCGUUCAAACGAUGGGAUAGCUUGCAAAAAAUAAGAGUACAAAAUUAUAAGAAUAUAUUUGCGUAACUUCUGAAAGAGAAACUUGCAAAAAGUAAAAAAGGUAAGAGGAAUCGAUAAGGUCCAUAUCUAUUUCGAGACAUAUCAAAAAAGUGCCUAAACAUAUUUUUCCCGUACAAAUAUCUAAAAUAAAAACGAUAACCUGAUCUUCAAUAUUUUUGUGAUAAACAUAUAAAGCCACAGUUAAGAUAAUUUUGUAUCUCACAAACCGCGAAAGCAGAAGCGCUAUUAAUAAAUGAAAGAAAAAAUCUUUUUUUGAAACAGCUGUCCCGCGUAUAAUAACGUCGCUCGAAUCAUACGAAAAUGUAAGAAGUUGAUAGACUUCGAUACGCAGGACAAUGGCGUCAAAAAUCCUUAUGAGACUGAAACGUAACGAGUACGACAACACGAGUUACCUCGUAGCUUUUCUGUACGUUUUUACAUGAUUAAUGAUGAGAAAUUAUUUCGAAUCGCUAGUAUUAAUGUAUACCUGAGAAUAUACAACCGUAGAAGCUGCCUUCCUUAGGGAUUUAUUUUUCUCUUCUACAUCUUUUCUUCUCCUGGCAGCUUAGUUGUAUGUGUAAAUAGAUGUAUAAAGCAAUGAAAGUAUAUGAACUACUUAUAAUUCUUAUAAUGGCCGACCGUUAAAGUAAAAUUCCGCAAUUUCUUCCAAUACGCGAGGAUUCUAGUACGUUCGGGGGAAAGAGCGGGAACGAAAAAGAAAAAAAGAUGUUCAUUUGAAACAUGCAUUCAGGAGCAGAAUCAUUUCCUUAACUUUAAAAAUGGAAAUGACCUAGUAUUUUGUAGAUACUUCUAACAUAGGCCAAUUUAAGAUUCUAAAAUAUCAUUCAACAGCUCAUAUUGAGCUCAUAAUUACGUAAAUACUGAUAUGAUAUUUUAAUUUCGUUAUACCGAGCAAUACUUUAUUUCCGAGAACGUGGUUAAUAAUCUAAUCAAUUGAAUUUUCAAAAAAAUAAACAUUCAUAUUUAACGGAUGCCACGUUUCACGUUAGUCAAAUUAUUUGUUUUUGUAUAAUACAUACAUAUUCUGUGCUCGCAGAUUUAUGUAAUUGCAAUUAAAUUAAUAUUUAUAUGCAGAGAAAAAAUAUAAUGAUAAUAAUGAUCGCAGGGAAACAUGAUUUCAACAAAUUAUAGCAAUAUUUUAUUGUACGCAAAAACAUUACAUCACCUUCUUGUAUAGCCCAACUUUUUACUUCUUUACUAGAAUGUUGUAAAAUGUAAAUAUGUUAUAAUGUUUGUUUAUCGCGAAUGUGAUAACACAAUGUUUUAACGGGAUAAGAAAAAAAAAUUUUAAGAGUUAAUAAUGUGCCUACAACCGUGUAUAAUAAAAUGUUUUUAUAGAUGAAAUAUUGAUGGAAGUUGGAAUCCAUCACCUAGUCACUUGAUAUUGUUCAAAACUUAAUAAUUUUCUGGCGCAGUUUGAAUUUUCCUUAUAAGUAUCUGUCUAAACACAAUAAUAAAUAAAGUAUUCAAAGAAUA